Messenger RNA from Rhopalosiphum padi (bird cherry-oat aphid), 446 nucleotides. Its product is annotated as histone H4. Gene Ontology annotation, molecular function: DNA binding; protein heterodimerization activity; structural constituent of chromatin. Gene Ontology annotation, cellular component: nucleosome. Gene Ontology annotation, biological process: nucleosome assembly. Lineage: Eukaryota; Metazoa; Arthropoda; Insecta; Hemiptera; Aphididae. The record is from RefSeq and is a predicted model, not a curated record. The transcript has a single exon. Bases 135 to 446 code for a protein of 103 amino acids.
UCUCGCGCACUCUUCGGUGUAGGGUCAGUGGAUCGAUCGCAUAAAUACCGCGUUGUCGAACGAUAAGUUAUCAUUUAUCUCAACAAACCUCGUCUUCGUUACAACCACUAAUACGUCUACAGCAAUAAGUUAUCAUGACCGGUCGCGGCAAAGGAGGAAAAGGUCUUGGAAAAGGAGGUGCCAAACGUCAUCGUAAAGUGUUGCGUGAUAACAUCCAGGGAAUCACCAAGCCCGCCAUCCGUCGUUUGGCUCGUCGAGGAGGAGUGAAGCGUAUUUCUGGAUUGAUCUACGAAGAGACCCGCGGAGUGCUAAAAGUUUUUUUGGAAAAUGUUAUCCGUGAUGCGGUCACUUAUACUGAACACGCAAAGAGGAAGACCGUUACCGCAAUGGACGUCGUCUACGCUCUGAAACGCCAAGGUCGUACAUUGUACGGAUUUGGUGGUUAA